GAGAGAGAGAGAUUAAGAAUUAGUACUGAUUCAAGGAAAGCGAGCGCUCUAUCUUUGUGCAGUUGAAUAUUAACAUUUGAGGUGCUCUGAUCAGUGGAAGAGAGACAGAGCGGAUCAUCAUUCAUUCACCACGUUGACAACCUCGUCUGUGAUUGACAGCUGGAGUGGCAAAAAGCCAUGAGAUUUGUUAGUUGGGUUUGAGGGGCACUUUUUUUCUUUUUUAAAAACUGAUUUUGGGGUAAAGAAGAUCUGCUUUCUUACCCCUGCUGCUGUAUUGGAAACGGGAGCGCUUUUAUGCUGAGUUAUUAUCUCUACCGCUUCCUUCAGGUCCAAAUAGACUGAAGAUUUGGAACCGAUUGCUCACGUUCCUGGAGACUUUAAAGGAUUUUCCCCCCAUCAUUGUUGUUGUUGUUCUUGUUUUUCCGGGGGAGUUUGAGUUUUUGUUUCUUUCCACACUGGCCUUAAAGAGGAUAUAUUAGAAGUUGAAGUAGGAAGGGAGCCAGGCAGGCCGAUGGCGCAAAGGUACGACGAUUUACCCCAUUACGGGGGGAUGGAUGGAGUAGGUAUCCCCUCCACGAUGUAUGGGGACCCUCACGCUGCGAGAUCCAUGCAGCCAGUUCACCAUCUGAAUCACGGUCCUCCUCUGCACUCUCAUCAAUACCCGCACACAGCUCACACCAACGCCAUGGCCCCCAGCAUGGGCUCCUCUGUCAAUGACGCUUUAAAGAGAGAUAAAGAUGCCAUUUAUGGACACCCCCUGUUCCCUCUCUUAGCACUGAUUUUUGAGAAAUGUGAAUUAGCUACUUGCACACCCCGCGAGCCGGGGGUAGCAGGCGGAGAUGUCUGCUCCUCAGAGUCUUUCAAUGAAGACAUAGCAGUGUUCGCCAAACAGAUUCGCGCAGAAAAACCUCUAUUUUCUUCUAAUCCUGAACUGGAUAACUUGAUGAUCCAAGCCAUACAAGUAUUAAGGUUUCAUCUGUUGGAAUUAGAGAAGGUACACGAAUUAUGUGACAAUUUCUGCCACCGGUAUAUUAGCUGUUUGAAAGGGAAAAUGCCUAUCGAUUUGGUGAUAGACGAUAGAGAAGGCGGAUCAAAAUCAGACAGUGAAGAUAUAACAAGAUCAGCAAAUCUAACAGAUCAGCCAUCUUGGAACAGAGAUCAUGAUGAUACAGCAUCCACACGUUCAGGAGGAACGCCAGGACCCUCCAGUGGGGGGCAUACAUCACAUAGUGGGGACAACAGCAGUGAGCAAGGUGAUGGCUUGGACAACAGUGUAGCUUCCCCCAGCACAGGUGAUGAUGAUGAUCCAGAUAAGGACAAAAAGCGUCAUAAAAAGCGUGGCAUCUUUCCCAAAGUAGCCACAAAUAUCAUGAGGGCGUGGCUGUUCCAACAUCUAACACAUCCUUACCCUUCUGAAGAACAGAAAAAGCAGCUGGCACAAGACACGGGCCUCACUAUACUUCAAGUGAACAAUUGGUUUAUUAAUGCUAGAAGAAGAAUAGUUCAGCCCAUGAUAGACCAGUCCAAUCGAGCAGUAAGUCAAGGAACACCCUAUAACCCAGAUGGACAGCCAAUGGGAGGUUUCGUAAUGGAUGGCCAACAACACAUGGGCAUCAGAGCACCAGGGCUGCAAAGUAUGCCAGGGGAAUAUGUAGCUCGGGGUGGUCCAAUGGGUGUGAGUAUGGGACAGCCAAGUUAUACCCAACCCCAGAUGCCCCCACAUCCUGCUCAGCUACGUCAUGGGCCCCCCAUGCAUACCUACAUUCCUGGACACCCUCACCACCCAACAGUGAUGAUGCAUGGAGGACCAUCCCACCCUGGAAUGCCAAUGUCAGCAUCAAGCCCCACAGUGCUUAAUACAGGAGACCCAACAAUGAGUGGACAAGUCAUGGACAUUCAUGCUCAGUAGCUUAAGGGAAUAUGCAUUGUCUGCAACCGUGACAGAUUUCAAAUAUCGUUUUUCUGCAUUGACUGUGGAGUUCCAUUCUGGCAUCUACUGUGGACCAAGGAGCAUCCCUAAUUCUUCAUAGGGACCCUUAAAAAAGCAGGAAACACCAACCGAAGUCAACUUUGGGGACAUGCUAAAUAACUAUAUAAGACAUUAAGAGAACAAAGAGUGAAAUAUUGUAAAUGCUAUUAUACUGUUAUCCAUAUUACGUUGUUUCUUAUAGAUUUUUUAAAAAAAAAUGUGAAAUUUUUCCACACUAUGUGUGUUGUUUCCAUAGCUCUUCACUUCCUCCAGAAGCCUCCUUACAUUAAAAGCCUUACAGUUAUCCUGCAAAUGACAGAAAGGUCUUAUUUGCAGGAUUUUUAGAGCAUUAAAAAUAACUAUAUCAGGCAGAAGAAUCUUUCUUCCAGCCUAGGAUUUCAGCCA
Messenger RNA from Gracilinanus agilis (Agile Gracile Mouse Opossum), 2374 nucleotides. RefSeq names its product Meis homeobox 1 (gene MEIS1). NCBI's taxonomy places the organism in Eukaryota, Metazoa, Chordata, Mammalia, Didelphimorphia, Didelphidae. Gene Ontology annotation, biological process: eye development; embryonic pattern specification; positive regulation of cell population proliferation. Gene Ontology annotation, molecular function: RNA polymerase II cis-regulatory region sequence-specific DNA binding; DNA-binding transcription activator activity, RNA polymerase II-specific. The transcript has 12 exons. Bases 512 to 1909 code for a protein of 465 amino acids. The record is from RefSeq and is a predicted model, not a curated record.